AUGGCUACACCGAAUUACGUGCCAGUAAUAACGUCAGAGGAUCUGAAAAAAGGGCUCGACGCUGACGCCCUGACGUUGAUCGAUGUUCGGAACGAAACAGAGAUCGUGGCAGACGGAAAAGUGCCCAAGAGCCACAACGUGCCUUUGCCGGAAAUUUUCGAAGCAUUCAAGUUGCCAGAAGAGGAAUUCGUCGCCAAGUACGGAUUCAAACGACCUCCGCCACCCGGAGAUGACGUGGUCAUUAUGUGCAGAAGCGGGAGACGUGCUUUGAAUGCGAUUGUAUUACUGCGUUCCUUGGGAUACACGAACCUCAUCUUAUACGCCGAUAGCUUUAGAGGAUGGACAAGCAGAGGGUACCAGUUCCUCCACAGCGGAAUCUUGGAGUCCACGUCAGACUACAGCACAGCAGGCGAGGAAGAAAAAGUAUCACCAGUCCCACUGAUAGCUGCUGAUCAGGCUGAAACAAUGCGAAAGAAAAAUGAAAACACUGCUGGCAACUGGAUGUGGAACUGCAACACAGUGGGGCCUGACGGCGAAACCCUUGAUAAAGCCGUCCUACGCCGAGGUUUUUUA
Notodromas monacha is the source of this 573-nucleotide messenger RNA. The record is from the annotation of a GenBank genome assembly. Lineage: Eukaryota; Metazoa; Arthropoda; Ostracoda; Podocopida; Cyprididae.